Fusarium falciforme is the source of this 864-nucleotide messenger RNA. RefSeq names its product HET domain-containing protein. The transcript has 2 exons. The coding region runs from base 1 to 864 and encodes 287 amino acids. Lineage: Eukaryota; Fungi; Ascomycota; Sordariomycetes; Hypocreales; Nectriaceae. The record is from RefSeq and is a predicted model, not a curated record.
AUGUCGUACCAACCGCUCGACGAAACAAACGAAGAGAUUCGCCUGCUGUCGAUAUCACCCGAACGACCAGGCGAGGAUAAACUGGAGUGUUCAUUGGCUAUUGUUUCCUUGAAAGACCUCAAUCCUGAGCAUGGAUCUUUUCCCAGGCGAGUGACAACCGCUGGGAGAGAAGAACGGCUGGCCACGUGGUGGAAUUUCACAAGGCCAGACCCUGCUUUAACCUGUCAACCGCCCCCUCCCAUUCCACCUGCGGACAGCUAUCGAUUUGAAUGGGGAGACUUUGCCACGCUCUCGUACACAUGGGGCGAUCCUGAGAUCACCGAAGCCAUUCUCCUAGACGGCAUCCAUGCACCGGUUACCACGAACCUCGCUGCCGCAUUGCGCACCUUUCGAAAGCUGAAUUACUUUAGCGGCCGCUUCAGCCUCUGGGUCGACUCAUUAUGCAUCAAUCAGCAGGACUUGGACGAGCGGAGCUCCCAGGUCGCCAUGAUGCGGGAUAUAUACGCCAGGUCAUGGACUACCAUGACUUUUCUCGGUGCAGCGGCCGACAACAGCGACAAAGCUCUGGGCUUGCUCAAGACUUUGGCUGCGCACGAAGUGAACAAGACGACCGGCCACCUGAGAGAUAUUCUACAGGAUCGUCCAUGGCAUCUUGGGGGCCAAGGAGAGUGGUUAGCGCUACAAGCCUUCCUCCAACGCCGCUACUGGUCUCGGUUGUGGGUUGUCCAGGGGUCCGCACUAGCUCCCCCGAACAUGCUCAUGUUUGCCGGCGAGGACUCUAUCACUUGGCAAGAGGUGCAAGACGGCUUAACCUCAAUCCACACCUGUCUUUGUAUUCGUUUUCAGCAGAUGGCCGUCUUCUAA